Molecule: messenger RNA, 1879 nt
Organism: Scaptodrosophila lebanonensis
Lineage: Eukaryota; Metazoa; Arthropoda; Insecta; Diptera; Drosophilidae
Gene: Uxs
Product: UDP-glucuronic acid decarboxylase 1
Exons: 2
Coding region: 93-1499 (468 amino acids)
Biological process (GO): D-xylose metabolic process
Cellular component (GO): cytoplasm
Molecular function (GO): UDP-glucuronate decarboxylase activity; NAD+ binding
Source: RefSeq, a predicted model, not a curated record
AACAAUGCAAUGCUGUCAUCUUAUUGUCUGAUAAGCAGCAGUAAGUGUAUUAUUUUGAAAAGCGCUCUGUCGUCGUUAUCAUCAACACCAACAUGAUGAGCGGAACAAAAAAGCGCAUCAAAAUAGUAGCAGCCUUUGCGAUGCUUAUGGUGGCGCUGCUUUAUUUGUACAAAACGCUUGUAACAGUAAAUGAACCGGCGGUAAUUCCAAGCCGGUUCGGCAGCAGUGUCGUGCGAAUUGAGGAACAGAGGCCAUGGCCACCCACCGAAAACGUAGAUCAGCGUAAUCUCCGGAUCAACUUUGAAAUGCAGAACUCGCUGUUACAGGCACAACGACUAGAACUGCAGACACAACAACUGGAGUUGCAACGUACCAAGGAUCAGCUAGCAAAGCUGGAGGAGCAAGUACGGUCGCUUCAGGCGAGUACGCCACGCAAGUAUCUAAAAGUUAAGUAUCUUAACUACAAGAAUCGCAAACGCAUCCUGAUAACGGGUGGUGCAGGAUUUGUUGGAUCUCAUUUGGUUGAUGAUCUAAUGAUUCAAGGACACGAGGUUAUUGUGGUCGAUAACUUCUUUACGGGUCGCAAACGUAAUGUGGAACACUGGCUGGGUCACGAGAAUUUCGAGCUCAUUCACCACGAUAUUGUGAAUCCACUUUUCAUUGAGGUCGACGAGAUCUAUCACUUGGCUUCACCCGCCUCGCCUCCACACUACAUGUAUAACCCGGUAAAGACGAUUAAGACCAAUACAAUGGGUACCAUUAAUGUGUUGGGUCUGGCCAAACGGGUUAUGGCUAAAGUUUUGAUUGCCAGCACCUCCGAGGUUUAUGGUGAUCCCACAGUACAUCCACAGCCGGAAACAUACUGGGGGCAUGUAAAUCCUAUUGGACCGCGAGCUUGCUACGAUGAGGGAAAACGAGUCUCAGAAACACUCAGUUACGCAUACGCUAAACAGGAGAAAGUGCAGGUGCGUGUGGCUCGUAUAUUCAAUACAUAUGGUCCACGGAUGCACAUGAACGAUGGUCGUGUUGUGUCGAACUUCAUACUACAAGCGCUACGGAAUGAAACCAUUACAGUUUAUGGCAAUGGCCAGCAGACGCGAUCGUUUCAAUAUGUUUCGGAUCUGGUCGAUGGGCUUAUUUCACUCAUGGCAUCUAAUUAUUCACAGCCGGUAAAUCUAGGCAAUCCCCAAGAGCAGACAAUUGAGGAAUUCGCAAAGAUCAUUAAACGCCUUGUGGGGGGACACAGUAAACUUCAGCAGACUAAGGCUAUGGAGGAUGAUCCGCAGCGACGAAAACCGGAUAUAACACGCGCCAAGAACUGGCUCAAUUGGGAGCCCAAAGUGCCGCUAGAGACAGGUUUGCAGCAAACCAUCGCUUAUUUUCGGAAUGAGCUGAUGCGCAGUGAUCGUUAUCAGGAGAGCUCUAACAAGUACUUUGAAUCGCCCGAUUUGCAACGCAGCCUGGGCCGUCAACUUUUGGAUACGACAGGUGGUGCGUAACCAUCACCAAUCCUACCCAAUAUCUAACUUAUGUUUAUUCGUGUGUGCCUGUUAGCCAAUUCUGGAAUUGGAAACUUCUCUAGUCUGCAAUGUAAAUAUAACCAUCGAUAAUGCUAUUCGUAAGCCUCCAAAGCACAGAAACAAAUUGUGUAAACCAAACUCUCGGGUAGUGAUAGGCUUCGAAGCCUGCAUAUACAUGUAUCCAGCAACAUACAUACAUAUGUGCAACUUUAUAUCUGUAGGCAGUAAGUAAUGAGAGAGAUGUUUUAUGUUUAGGUCAAAACCUUGUGCUAGUGUUUGCCUUUUUAAACUACAUGUAGUGAUAGUCGAAUGGUGUGGUAGUUAAAAUAAAUCAGUGUUCAGACACUCAAUGCGAAUUA